This is a messenger RNA of Orbilia oligospora ATCC 24927, 1470 nucleotides long. RefSeq lists its product as uncharacterized. NCBI's taxonomy places the organism in Eukaryota, Fungi, Ascomycota, Orbiliomycetes, Orbiliales, Orbiliaceae. The record is from RefSeq and is a predicted model, not a curated record. Bases 1 to 1470 code for a protein of 489 amino acids. The transcript is spliced from 3 exons.
AUGUCAAGGAUACCGCCCCCCGAAGUCAUCGCUUCAUGGCCCGAGCCAAACUAUAGCAAUCCCGCGAACAGAGGUCACUAUCUAAUCGCCGUCGAGGUUGUGUUAUUCUUCUUGACAGCAGUAGUGGUUGUGGGAAGGAUAUACACAAGGCGGUGGUUGAUAAGGAGCUUUGGGAUUGAUGAUUGGUUGAUUAUUCCUGCUAGUAUAUUUUGUUUUGCUCUUACAAUUUCUACAUGUCUUGCUACGACUGCCGGCUACGGCUUACACAUCUACGACGUCCCUCAUCACCUACGAACAAAAUCUCUUGAAUAUGCAUGGGCAAACAUGCUUAUCUAUUGCGUUACCGUAACGCUCACAAAACUUUCGAUCCUUAUGUUUUACCUACGACUCUUUCCCUCUGGGUUUUUUCGAAAACUUACCUAUGUCACUAUUUUCCUUGUCAUCGCCUCCGGGGUGAUAUACUUUGUCAUGGUUAUAUUUUAUUGUGUUCCGAUAAGAGCUUAUUGGCAGCCAUUUGACUUGCCUGAUGCGAAAUGUCUCAGCGAUGGGUAUGCUUUGGUUAGUAAUGCGGCUGUCAAUAUUGCUCUGGAUUCUUGGUUGUGGAUUAUGCCGCUGCCGGUUGUGUGCAAAGUGCAUUUACCGACGAGGCAACGGCUGGGGUUGAUUGGUGUCUUCGCACUCGGGUUCUUUGUCUGUAUAGCCGGCGCUCUUCGUCUAUACUAUGUCGCCAUAACAGCAUACAGUUACGACAAAACAUGGGAUGGAUUUAACGCCUGGAUUUGGACGGCAUUGGAGUCCGACGUCGGAAUUAUCUGUGCUUCGUUACCAGCUCUGAAGCCACUGGUUACUAAGCUUACGAAAUUCAAAUUCUCAGAAGCAACGCCUAGUGUUUACGGGCUUGAGCACUCCAGGACCAAGAAUUUGGGUAAUAGAAAAAGUGGUGGCGGCGGAAUACGAUUACCAAGUCGAACUGCGUCAAGAAAUUUGGGUUCUCGGAACCAAUUAACACAGUUGGAGAGCAUUUGGGAUGGAAGUGAUGAGGUUAUCUGUGAAACAGAGAUAACAGGAGGUGUUGCGGAUGGGAAAAAGGAGAAACAACAUCAACAGGCGGAAAUAUAUCAGAUGUCUACGAUAGUGUUUUCUGGGGAUCCGGAUGGAAAACUGGCGGCGGCGAGGAAAAGUUAUUUCUUUGAAAGGGCGUUAUUGAAUUCUAAAGAGAAUUUAACGGUUCAUGUUCGACCAUUUGCAGGUGGUGAUGAGGAUGGACAUAGUCACAGUAGCGGUUCAAGUAAGGACCUUGAAGAAGGAAGGAGGAGUGAUGAGAAUUUCAACCACAAUGUCAGUUGGAAGUACUGCUGGGAGAUUAUGAGGACAACAGAAAUAGAGAUAAGAGAGGAUCAUAAUAGUUUUGAGGAAGUUAGGAAUUUAUCGACCGAGUCCUUAGCUAUAGGCAGGGCGGUUGAGGUUUGA